This is a messenger RNA of Necator americanus (New World hookworm), 315 nucleotides long. RefSeq lists its product as uncharacterized. The record is from RefSeq and is a predicted model, not a curated record. The transcript has 2 exons. Bases 1 to 315 code for a protein of 104 amino acids. NCBI's taxonomy places the organism in Eukaryota, Metazoa, Nematoda, Chromadorea, Rhabditida, Ancylostomatidae.
AUGACGUCACAAGUGAACGUACUUAUGGAUGCUCCUACGGUUCGAACUCGACUGCUUACACCUCCACAAUCGCAACAGAAUGACUUCUUUUUCAUCUAUGUUUCAACGAUUGUUACAGUCACAGUCCUCCUGUCAUCAGCAUUCCUCGUCUGGCGAUGGGGACUUCAAGGAUUUGGUACACAUCUCUCAGUUGCGUUAGCUAUCGCUCUUCUCAUAUUCAACGCUUACAUCGGUGCUCGUGCGUGGGCGGACCUCUACCAAGAGAACAAAGCCUUUUUGAAACAUCAAAUAGUAAGCAUCGCGGCUAUUUGGUGA